This is a messenger RNA of Empidonax traillii (willow flycatcher), 872 nucleotides long. It is a transcript of the gene BID, whose product is annotated as BH3 interacting domain death agonist. Bases 46 to 702 code for a protein of 218 amino acids. Gene Ontology annotation, biological process: positive regulation of release of cytochrome c from mitochondria; positive regulation of intrinsic apoptotic signaling pathway; positive regulation of extrinsic apoptotic signaling pathway. Lineage: Eukaryota; Metazoa; Chordata; Aves; Passeriformes; Tyrannidae. The record is from RefSeq and is a predicted model, not a curated record. The transcript has 5 exons. Gene Ontology annotation, cellular component: cytoplasm; cytosol; mitochondrion.
AGUUCCUGCAGGGACUCUGACACUGCUUUGAACACAGAGGAGUGGAUGGAACAACCUGUAGUUUGCAAGCUGCUUCCUUGUUAUCUCUCUGUGACACUCCCUCUUGAAAUUGCAGGCUGGAGAUGUAGCUAUAUGGAGCACGCACUGCUGUACACCUUCCUGGAGGCAUCCUCUGACUGCAAGUUCAAAGACCAGCUGUGGUCCCUGAAAAGCCCAGGGCCUGCUGUUUUCCAAGGGCUCUCUGACCGGAGGAUCUCUCAGCCGGUUUCAGCCUUUGAUGAUGAGUUUGAGCUCCAGUGUGACGGCAAUCGGAGCGGCCACUUCCAGAACGGUGAGCUAGAGUCUGAUGCUACGGUAGAUGAAGAUGUUAUCCGGAUCAUUGCUGCUCAGCUCGCUAAGAUUGGAGACAAGCUUGACAAAGAUGUCCAAGCAAGAGCAGUAGAUGAUCUAGUGCAGUACUUUCUGAAUGAGAGUCUCUCUAGACAGGAGAUAAUGCGGCACAUGUCUCGGGUAGUGACAGAGCUUGCACAAGCCAUCCCCUCAGACAUGGAACAGGAGAAGUUCAUGUUGGUGCUAACAAUGGUCUUGACUAAGAAAAUUGUGAAUACGGUGCCCUCCCUUCUACACCGUGUCUUCAGCACCUCUGUGAACUUCAUCAGUGAGCAGUUCCACAACUACGUUGUCGAAAUGCUGGGUGAGUGAGCUCUCCUGCCCUCCACGUGAAGCAAGUGGAUUCUGGAAGACUUUUUUUGGUGUUUGAAGAACACUUUAUUUGCUUUUUAACUUCUGAGAUACUGUGGAAGUGUCUCAGUAUCUCCCACAGCUGUGAAAGGGAUGGCAGAGCUCCAUAGAUAGGCUUUUGUAGACUAGCA